This is a messenger RNA of Cryptomeria japonica (Japanese cedar), 288 nucleotides long. Its product is annotated as caffeoyl-CoA O-methyltransferase 1-like. The transcript has a single exon. Gene Ontology annotation, molecular function: O-methyltransferase activity; S-adenosylmethionine-dependent methyltransferase activity. The record is from RefSeq and is a predicted model, not a curated record. Lineage: Eukaryota; Viridiplantae; Streptophyta; Pinopsida; Cupressales; Cupressaceae.
AUGCUGGAGUCUUUUGUUUAUGCGUUUGUAGAUGCUGACAAAGAUAACAGUGUGAACUACUACAAACGUCUACUGAGAUUGGUGAAGAUUGGAGGGCUUAUUUGUUUCGAUAAUACACUGUGGUGGGGUAGAGUUGCUGAACCUCCCAAUGCAACGAUGUCUUAACAAGGGUGAAGCAACAGAGAGUAUAUAAUUGAGCUGAACAAGGCACUUGCUACUGACAAACGUAUAGAGCUUAGCCAGUUGCCUAUUGGUGAUGGCUUCACUUUAUGUAGGCGUAUUUCCUAA